Molecule: messenger RNA, 1333 nt
Organism: Dermatophagoides farinae (American house dust mite)
Lineage: Eukaryota; Metazoa; Arthropoda; Arachnida; Sarcoptiformes; Pyroglyphidae
Product: geraniol dehydrogenase
Biological process (GO): formaldehyde catabolic process
Cellular component (GO): cytosol
Molecular function (GO): S-(hydroxymethyl)glutathione dehydrogenase [NAD(P)+] activity; zinc ion binding; alcohol dehydrogenase (NAD+) activity
Source: RefSeq, a predicted model, not a curated record
UUGAACGAAUGACAAACAAGAUUUUUAUAUAUCGGUAUAAAUUUAAACUUUUUUCCAAAACAACAUUUAUAUUCAGUUUAAUCAUUGUCAUCAAAUGUAAAAAGCAUUUUUUUCGAUAUAUUUUUCAAAUAUUUUCUUUAACAAAAAAAAAUGUCCGAACCAAUUAAAUGUCGUGCUGCAAUUCUAUAUGAAGAAGGUAAACCCAUGGUUAUUGAAGAGGUCAUCAUACCUGUACCUGAUGAUGAUCAAGUUCGAAUCAAAAUGAUUUCGGCUGGUAUCUGUGCCAGUGAUGGUCAUUAUGUUUGGGGACAGCAAAAAAUGAGUGAUCUUUUCCAUAAAUUACCAACAGUUUUGGGUCAUGAAGGUGCUGGUAUUGUUGAAUCGGUUGGCCGAAAUGUAACCGAUUUAAAACCCGGUGAUCAUGUGUUGACUACAUUCGUACCAAAUUGUCAAAAAUGUAUCCAAUGUGACAUACCUAAUAAUAAUAUGUGUUCAAAUUUUGCCUUUAAUGUUACUGGAUGUCGACCGACAAGAAAAUUGGCUAAAAAUGGUGAUAAUAUCUAUGGUGCUACCGGAACUGGUACAUAUAGCGAAUACAUUACAGUUUAUCGACCUCAAGUUAUCAAGAUCAAACAAACAGAUAAUCUUGCUAAUCUUUGUGUUGUUAGCUGUGCUGCUGCAACUGGUUUCUAUUCUGCCGUUUACCGAGCAGAUAUUUUACCUGAAUCCACCUGUGGUAUUUGGGGUGUCGGUGGUAUUGGUUUGAAUACGCUGCAAGGAUGUAAAUAUAAUAAAGCCAAGAAUAUCAUUGCAAUCGAUAUUAAUCCUGAUAAACGUGAUAUUGCAAUGCAAUUUGGUGCCACUGAAUUUAUUAACCCAAAAGAAUUGGAUAAACCAUUGGAACAAUAUCUAAUGGAAAAAUAUGGUGGUCUUAAUUAUGCAUUUGAUUGUUUUGGUAGCCAAGUGAUUGUUGAUCAGGCUGUCAAUUCAUUAGCAAUGUCUGGUACAUUCAUCAUGGUUGGAGUGACAGGAGCUGAAGUCACAUUAAAAUAUCCAGUCAUUAUGCUGUUGUUUGGCCGUACAAUCACGGGUUGUCAACUUGGCGCUAAAAAAGCUUAUCUUGCCUAUCCUGAAAUGGUUGAUUUGUAUUUGGAUAAAAAAAUCAAAAUUGAUGAAUUGAUAACGAACAAAUUUAAAUUGGAUCAAAUCAAUGAUGCAUUUCAAACUUUAAAAGAUGGAAAAUGUAUCCGAUCAAUAAUUGUAUUUGAUUGAUUUAUUUAUUUUGUAUGUCAUGUUUGUAUGUGUUUUUUGUUUAAAUCGAUGAAAUUAAAAA